Perca flavescens (yellow perch) is the source of this 1679-nucleotide messenger RNA. It is a transcript of the gene shisa3, whose product is annotated as shisa family member 3. The transcript has 3 exons. The coding region runs from base 175 to 1014 and encodes 279 amino acids. NCBI's taxonomy places the organism in Eukaryota, Metazoa, Chordata, Actinopteri, Perciformes, Percidae. The record is from RefSeq and is a predicted model, not a curated record.
UGAAGACCUGCUGCUGAUUAACAUAAAUAUUUUUUUUCUUCUCUCCGUUUCAACAGCCCAGACAGUAAAUUCAUCUCAAUGAAGAGUCUGUAACCCGGAGCGACACACUCGGCGGCCGGGAAACUGAAGCCCACAGGACGUGAACCCCACGGCCAAACCCCACGGCUUGCCGGGAUGGUGCGCCUGCUCAACUGCCUGCUGCUGGGAUAUCUGACCUGGAAUCUGCGGAUAUCGGACGCACAGGGGGAGUACUGCCACGGCUGGCUGGACGCUAAUGGGAAUUAUCACGAUGGCUUCCAGUGUCCGGAGGACUUUGACACCAUGGACGCCACCGUGUGCUGCGGCUCCUGCUCGCUGCGCUACUGCUGCGCGGCCGCGGACGCGCGGCUUGACCAGGGCAGCUGCACCAACGACAGGGAGGUGGAGAACACCGAGUUUGCAGCCCAGCCCAUCUACGUGCCCUUCCUAAUGGUGGGAAGCAUCUUUGUCGCCUUCGUCGUGGUCGGCUCUCUGGUGGCCGUCUACUGCUGCACCUGCCUGCGGCCCAAGCAGCCGACCCAGCAGCCCAUUCGCUUCUCUCUGCGGAGCUGUCAGGGCGAAACCAUCCCCAUGAUCCUCACCUCCGCCCCCCCGAGCCUCCGCGCCCCAUCGCGACAGUCCAGCACGGCCACCACCAGCUCCAGCUCGGCUGGCGGCGGCAGCUCCAUGCGGAGGUUCUCUCUCGGAGGUCAAGGGCAGCAGCACGGCUGCCUGGUGUCUGCCAACGUCUCCUCGUCAGCCUCCACCCCCACACAGACCCCUCAGACUCUGCCUCCACCUCCCCCCUACACAUCCCCACCAGCACCCAUAUCAGCAGGCACCCAGCACUCGUUGCCCUCCACCCACGCUCAGCUACAUCUCCACCAGACCUCCAUGUCCUCUCAGAGCUUCCUCCUGCCACAGCAGUACUUCUUCCCCCUUCAGCCCGACGCCUUCUCAGCGGCCAAAGGCUUCGCCGACUUCGGACAGAGCUGACUAGGCUCCCAGCAGGGGAAGUAGAGGGAAUACAAGAUUUUGACAUGGUUGGCUGUGAGCCUGCGAGGACAAACACACUACAACACAGCUGCUGGUGUUUGGGUGGAAGGCCCGGGCCGGCUGAACGGACACAGAGAGCGCGACAGAAGGACAAGGGGAUAAAGGGCGACAAUGCUGCAUGGCCUGAGGCGCUUCCCCCUUCUGCAUCACAGGACACAUCAGAGUUCAACAGACCUGUUAGAGGCAGCAACAGUUCGGAAUCUUGUGCACUUUUAUUUUAUAUUGUAAACAGACCUCAUUAGCCUUAUAUUUUAUUUUUUUAUACGGGCUGCUUUUCAAGAUGACAGCUUACAAUACAGACUAAAAUCUUACACAUUUAUCACAAACCUUCCUCAAGAAACUGAAAUACUGCACAGGCCGACGGCACCAACACUGUAACUCUGAGCAUUGUUUCAUUUUUAGAAAUAGAUGUUGGAAACCAGGGAAAUAUUGUUUUUUUGACAAUCGCAAGGACCUCUGAAAGAGGGGAGGACUUGAUACACAAAAGGACAUUUUUAUUUAGGAGGAAAUGGACUUUUAUAAGAUGUUGUACAGGCAUUAUACCCAGAGUAGGGUUGUCAUAUUGAUUCCCUAAUUUACAGCAAAUAAAAUGUUGUCUCUCCGUA